Molecule: messenger RNA, 2847 nt
Organism: Didymosphaeria variabile
Lineage: Eukaryota; Fungi; Ascomycota; Dothideomycetes; Pleosporales; Didymosphaeriaceae
Exons: 1
Coding region: 1-2847 (948 amino acids)
Biological process (GO): DNA replication initiation
Cellular component (GO): DNA replication preinitiation complex
Source: RefSeq, a predicted model, not a curated record
AUGUCUCUACCGCCGUCUAAAUUACCGCGCCUUUCAUCAGCACAACGCGCCGUCGACCCAAAACAGCGACUUCCCUCGAAGCAAAAGCGAGAUUCGAUCUGCGGUCUCGGAACAUUCACAAAGCCCUUCACAAUUCGACCGUGCCCCGAGUCGCCCUACAAUCAGCCGCAUACCUUCGUACCUAUCCGCGUUAUCGCUCGGUCACAACUUCCUCUCUCGCUCCUCGAUACUACGACCGACAAUUCGCUUGCAAGCAAUCAGCUCUUCUCUGCCUCGAUUGAUGUUCUUGAGCGUUUUCACCGCGAAAAGAGCGAUGAGAGCCAAUCGCAGACUACACAGGCACCGAGGGUUCUUAUAGCACGCCAUGGAACGAAGAAAACCCUAUACGCCAUGGAGCGUGUUCAAGAGCGCGUGUACAGCCUCUGCAAGCUGGCCAUCUGGUUGAAAGAGAAGGACGUCACGGAUCUGUGGGAUCCAGAGAAUCUACACGUCUAUCCAACGCUGCCAAAGGUGGAACCACGCGGCGAAUUAACAGAUGUAUGGUGGAAGCAUGCAGUGGUGGACACACCGCCGGCAGAGAAGCCUGCAAAACGCGCCAGACUUUCCAUGCUACGCCUCAAACCUUCGACCGAACCUAUUGAGUCACACACACUCUCCGUUCCCAGUGAAGCGCCAGCGAUCGAGCAGACGCAAAACCAGGCAGGCCCUACGGAGUUACACACGGACGCCGUAGAGACGUCCGCGCUACCUACGCCGCAGGAACAAUUGCAUAAUUUCGUGGACCAAUAUCUGGACGCUUUAUAUGUCUCCAAGACAUCUCUCGCAUAUUUUGCCAAAGGCCCGAUCGCUCGUAUUCGAAAUGCUUUUACUUCUACCGAAGAAGGCGCGCCAGCUACACAUGAAAUGGUCACGUUCAUGCGCUCUAUGCUUCUCAGCCACAAAGCAGAGGAGAAGAAGUACAGAGAAAAACUGUCGGAAGUCAUCAAGGACUUCCCGCCGAGAAGCUUUUCGGACGAUGACCUAGGCGACGCACCGAAGAAGCCGAAGAAAUCCAAGAAGAAGGUCAAACCUAAUCGAGACGGUAUGUAUCCGCAAGAGACGGAAGUUGUGAAGAAGUGGUGGUUUGGAGGAAUAUCGACCGCUGAAAUGGCCCGCGACGAGACUGUUGACCAGCGCAUCAAGAGACGUUUGGGCGACCUAAGGGUUCGUGAGGCACUACUUCAAAUGAUUCUGAUCCUUGAGAUCACUGCACUGGAAUCUCUUGCGGCUUACAAAGCACCAAUGGAAGGACAGGAUGGCCCAGCCGAGGAAUCCCAGGCGACAUCUCAGGCGGUAGGAGAGUCGCAGUCCAAGCCGAAGCGCAAGAAGAAACUCGACAAUGUGACCCUGCUCCUUGAUCUGUUACUUGAUAAACUGUGCAUCUGGCAAUCCAUUGAGGAAGAAGGCGUACUCGAUUUCGAUGCAAAGAAACAAGAUGAAGAUAUCAAUGGGUCUACUGGCAAAGAUCGCUUGCAAAGCUUUUGUGUUGAAGUCAUCAUACCUUUCUACAUGAACAGGUUACCAGAUCAAGCAAGGAUGGUCAACAAAAAGCUAGGCGGCCCAGCACCUUUAUCACCACCAAAGCGCAAAGCCAUGAGGCCCUCGAAUGUGUCACGAAAAUCUGGUGAACCGAAGGAGUCAGAGUCCAAAAAGCCGCGACGGUCAUUAGGCCGCGUCGCUACCGAUACUACAGGGAGAAUAGGCUCUGUGCGAGCCCCUUCACUGAACAGGUCCGUGACUGAUUCUACCAUUCUUAAUGGCAUCAAACGAGAGGGGAGUGAAGUUCCUCUUUCGGCCAUCCCUUUUCAGCGUAGCCCGUCGAACGCCGCUAGACAAUCAGCAUCUCAUCUCAAGCUCCUUAAAGGGCGGGAAAUGGAUUUGAAAACCACAUCAAAGGCAGCCGCUGCGAGGGCGAUGCAGCGAAAGCGAGUAGAGGAAGAUCUCCGGGACGCUAUCUCGACUUUGAAGAAACCAAACCGCGGCCUUGCCGCAGGGAGCUACGCAGAUGACAUUGAAAAACGCGGUCUUGGUUCUCUCGGCUCAGCCAGUUCAGCCAACAGAUCGAGGAAGCCAGCCAAUCCUGUUAGGAAAAUCAUGAAGGACGUUCAAGUGACGGCAACGCCGAAUGCACGCAGAAGAAUGAAGGACAUGUUGCAGCAGGACCCGAUACAUCACGAUAAUCCAUUUGUUCGCCCUCGACCAUUCGACGGGUACCCUUCGAGCGACUUCUGCAUACCGUCUUCAGCCGCACGUCCGCCACCGUCAUCGGUAGUGCCUGCAACUGUUCAGCGUAGCGCAACAGCCCGGAAAACGGUGCCACAGGGCGUCGCUGAAACGCCAUCGAAACCACAAGGAGCUAGGAAGUUCUCUAUCCCGGCCCCGAAUGGCAGGAAGAUCCUCACAACACCAUCUAAGGCCAGGACUGUGCAUAUGGCGUUUGACUCCCCACCUCAAGCUGUGCAAGCAACUCCAACCAAAGCUACUGCCUCCUCCCCUCUCAAUGAUAUCAAGAACUACCUUGCGCCGACCCCUCGAACUCUGUUCGCUACACCGUUGAAAAAAGCUGCGCCUGCGCAGAUUGCUGAGUCGCCUCUGCCGGCUCUUUCACACCCAGCGGAGCUCCCUGGUAAUAUGAACAGCGACUCUGCGCCGACCUCUCGAACUCUCUUCGCCACGCCCAUGAAGAACACAACACCUGCACAGGUUGCAGAGUCGCCUUUCUCGGCUCUCCCACAUCCGCCAAAAGCCGUUGAGGAACCGUCGAUUUAUGACGCUCUCGGCUGGAACGACGAUGACGAUUUCAUGUAA